This is a messenger RNA of Chlamydomonas reinhardtii, 2452 nucleotides long. RefSeq lists its product as uncharacterized. The record is from RefSeq and is a predicted model, not a curated record. NCBI's taxonomy places the organism in Eukaryota, Viridiplantae, Chlorophyta, Chlorophyceae, Chlamydomonadales, Chlamydomonadaceae. The transcript is spliced from 6 exons. Gene Ontology annotation, cellular component: cytoplasm. The coding region runs from base 82 to 1992 and encodes 636 amino acids.
UCCUAGCAUGGAUUGACACGCCGUGCUAACAGAUUACACCACAUUCCAUCAACCAAUUUUCGCAAGUCGAAGCCUUCAUAAAUGGCACUUUCCGCGCCGCAAAACCCACUGACAGCGACGCAAGCGCACGUUUGGUAUCCACAACAUGAAUCGUAUGCAAUCAAGACAGCCAUAGUGCCUCUGCCGGCAUCGCUCUUGGGCUAUUUGCAAGAGGAUGGGCUCUUCGUGGAUGAUGAGAACGCAGGCGUUCCCGCUCUGGACCGCAUCGAUGCUGGGCUCGUUCUCGAGGGGGAGUACCGCCGAGAUGAUUGGGAUGAGCUGCCCGCUGGAGCUCCCGGCGGCCCGGCCCUGCAGCCCAGCCCCAGCGGUCCCCUGAACGCGGCACGAGGUGGCGUCCUUACUGGGAGCACCCACAGCUCCAGCGGCGUUGAGGCCGACCGGCGGGAGCGGCGCGAGAGCAGCAGCACGGCGAGCAGCAGCGGAGUGUCUAAUGCCGGACAGGCACCCGACUGGAAGCUCAGGUUCCCGCAGCUGCGAGUGGCAAUUGAGGCUGCCAUAGAGUCGCUGGGCGGGCGUGUGGUGCCCAAGCUGAACUGGUCGGCGCCUACUGAUGCCCUAUGGAUCAGCGCGACCAAUACACUAGCGUGUCGGAACGCAGAUGAGGUCAUGCUGCUAAUCAAAAGCUCGGACCGUGUGUCUCACGACGUGGAGAUUCUGGAGGCAGCGAUGGCGGCGUGGGGCUCUGGGGCAGACGUGGAGGCAACAGCUGGCAGUGUGGGUGUAGCGGUGUCUGGGUAUGGGCAAGCAGAUGUGUCAGGGGGGGCCGGCUGUGGCGCUGGCGGUGGACCGCAGGCUGAGGCGUUAGCAGGGUGCUCGGAGGGGGACGCGCGGUCCGCUGCAGGGGCGCAGCCUCAGCAGCAUCCAGGCCUGCAUCAGCAGGCGGCGGCGGGCGCGGGCCCCACCUGCAGCAGCUCACCAGCCCUUGAUAGCUGCCCUCUGCAGCCCGUGCUCGUGCUCAAGAAGUGGCAGCAGCUGCGCCCGGAGCGCGAGUACAGGUGCUUUGUGCGGGAUAGACGCCUGGUGGCAGUAAGCCAACGUGACAUCAGCCAGGCAUUCCCGGCGCUCAGUCCAGAUGUGGUCGUGGACGUGCGGCGGCGGAUAUGGCGGUUCUGGGAGGAGCGACUUGCGUCAGGCAGCCGGCUGCCUCUGGACAGCUGCGCGCUGGACGUGUACGUGCCGUUUGACAGCCCCAGUUGGCAGUCCGUGCGGCUGGUGGACGUGAACCCGCUGCUGGACACCACCUCGCCGCUGCUGUACGACUGGGCGGAGCUGGGCUUCGGGCCCACGGCCAUGCCAGCCGCCGCAGACCUGCUGAGCCAGUUGCGGACAGCAGCCAGCGCGGCGCAGCAGGGCGACACACUUAGCGACGGCGAACUCGGCAGUGGCGGCGGCCGCAUUGAUGAGUCGUGGAUGGCGGAAGCAGUUGGCACAGCGGCCCUGUCCCCACCGGAGUCGGCCGACCAGCUGCAGGUGCGGAUCGUGGAGUCCAGUGGCAAUGCCAGCGGUGGCAGCGGCGGUGCAACCGGUGGCGUGAGUUUGGCUGGUUUGACCGGUCCCAUGCUGCUGGGCUCGCGCGCAGCCCUGGCGAUGCCGUACGACAUGCUGGGCAUCACCGACUCGGUGGACAAGAUGAUUGAGGUCAUGUCCCGACAGCAGCAAGGGGCGGGACGGGCAGGGCAGGGCGCUGAGGGGGCCAGUACUGAUGACGGGUCACAGUCCGACGACGACCAGGACGAAGUUUGUCAGCAGGACCGGGCUGGUGCAGGGAGUGAAACAGCUGCCGCGGCAGCGGCGGAUGAUGUGUUGGCGGAUCAGGGCGAUCUCGCGGCAGUGUUUGGAUCCAGCAACGACCAGGCCGCGCUACGAGACAGGGAUGCGUUGGAGCUGCACGACCUCAUCUCGGGUCUUGAUAGUAAUGGCCUGGGCACAUGAGACUGCUUCCGGGCCAGAGCAGAUACGGUUGGGGUUUGAGAGCAUGUCUGCUGUGCAUUCAUUUGUUGUGUUGGGGCUGCAGUUGUUCUGGGCUUCUGAGCUCCUUCGUUCAUCUGGGAAAGCUUUUAGACUUGCAUUCUUGGUCAGCCGUGGACUGGUGGUGCUGCUAUGUGUGUGGGGCGUGGGGGGCCGCUUGGCUCUUGCGGGUGUUGACCUGGCUUCGUUGAGUUGAUUCGGCUGUACACAUGCAGUUGUACAAGCACAGUGCGAAGGCAGGGGAGACUGGGAGUCCGCCUACCUGGGGCUGAGGACUCGGACCGUCCCAUCCUGUAUCAGGAAGCGGGGCGGAGAAAGAUUGGUAUUCCGGACUGGCACUGCAUCAAUCCGUGACAGGCUGACAGCUGGUCCCGGCAGUCGUCCGGUAUCCAAACCCCUUCAACUGUGUACCGCCACCACUACA